GUACGCCGAAGCGUCAUCUUCAACUUAAAUUUUGUGAUAUUUCAUGGUGAUUUCGCGGUUCGGCCAGUGUGGCAGGCGGGGUGUUGUUUCUGGCGAGCUAAUGGUUGUUUUCACAUGCGUUUGGAGGCGGUUGUUGCUGCGUGGCAGGCUGGCUGAGAGAGUCUCCUGACUGGCCGCUUGGUCCCGCAGAUUGUCGCAGCUGAAGAAAAUAGAACCAGUUGCCAAGCCAGCGGUCGGCACCCAGCGACUGCUUUGCGCGUCGAGGAUUCACAUUUAAAGUUUCUCCCCCCCUCCCCCGGAGUGUUGACUCUUGCAGCCACCUGGAUUUCGGCUCCGGUUUGCUUACACGUUAAUGGUGAAAUUGUUGGCCGUAGACUUGGGUGGCUAACACCAACUAGCUUCAUAACCCCAACUCGUGCGACGACAGCUGUCAUUGGAGAAAGGAAAGUGAUCCCAGCAAAUGCGUGCGCCACUGGAGCGGCUUCCUGUCGGAUUUACAUCUCCUACCUUUGCGUCAAAUGGGCAAAGUUGGGAAUAACAUUGCAACGCUGGAAAAUAAUGAUAUGCGCUAUGCAUUUUUGAGAACUGCGGUGUUGCUUCACUGGAGAGAGGCUAGCUAGCUCGAUUAGCUUGCUAGCUGGCUGGGUGAUAAAAGUGCGACGUUUCAUCCCCCAGUAUCUUGGACAUGAAGAGGAUAAUUCGCUAUCCAUAGGGCUGGAAGAAUGUCAUCAGAGGAUAAGACUGUGGAACCCUCUGACCAGGGACCCUCGCCGCCCUCCAGCAGCGUAGGGGCCACGUCCACAGGAAGUCCUGCCCAGGCAGACAAGCGACCACGUGGCCGGCCGCGCAAGGAUGCUGCUGCUGCCGCCGCCGCCAGCCUACCCCAGGCACCACCAUUAUCCACUUCUAAAAACAGAAAGAAGGGUCGCACCAGAGGGAGGGUUGUUGUGGAUGAGGAGGACAGCAUGGAUGGGACUGAGAUAACAGAGUCCGCAGACCCUCAGGACACAGAAACACAAAUCCAGCCGAUGGAGACCGUGGAAGUGGUGACCACUGAAGUGCCAGAGGAGGACAAACCCUCUUCCCCUCUGGCCCAGAGCCCUCCAGCCGAGGAUUCAGCAGGACCAUCUGUCCCAGCGAGUAGAGAAGUCAAAAGCAGUGAGCGUCUCUGUGCCUUCUGUUACUGUGGCGGCCGUAGCCUUCUGGGUCAGGGGGAUCUGCAAGCGUUCAGCACCACGUCUCAUCUUGACGAACUCCUCAGCCAAAAGGGCGAAGAAGGCUCGACAAGUGAUGGCGGUGACGGUGAUAAAACCACUCAGCCAAAAAUGGCCGGAGAGACCACCUCAGGACAGAAGGAAAAGAAUGGGUCUGAAGGCUGUGAGGAAGAACCGGACCCAGCCAGUCGAUUUUGGGAUGAGCUUUCUCAUGUUGGCCUUCCGCAAGAUCUUAAAGUCCAGUCUCUUUUUGAGUCAGGGCAAUGCUGGGCACAUCAGAGUUGUGCCUUGUGGUCCGACGGGGUUUGUGAGGGCGAGGGACAAUCUCUGCUUAAUGUGGACAGAGCCAUUGACUCAGGGAGCACAAAGCACUGUGCAUACUGUAAGCGCCUUGGAGCAUCCAUUAAGUGCUGUGCUGAAGGAUGUGCUCAACUCUACCAUUACCCCUGUGCGGGGGCAGCUGGGACCUUUCAGGAUAUCAGAAGUCUCUCACUCCUCUGCCCAGAACACAUUGAAUUGGCCAUUCACAAAUUUGUAGAUGAUGUAAAUUGCGUGCUUUGCGAUAGCCCGGGGGACCUAUUGGACCAGCUCUUCUGCACCAGUUGUGGUCUGCAUUAUCAUGGGAUGUGCCUGGACAUGGCUGUGACCCCUCUGAGGAGGGCAGGGUGGCAGUGCCCGGAGUGCAAAGUCUGCCAGACAUGCAAGAACCCAGGAGAGGACACUAAAAUGCUGGUGUGUGACACGUGCGACAAAGGCUACCAUACCUUCUGUCUGCAACCUGCUAUGGACGCUCUUCCCACCAAUGGAUGGAGGUGUAAGAACUGCAGAGUGUGCCUCCAGUGUGGGACGCGAACUAGCGGGCAGUGGCACCACACCAGCCUGCUGUGUGAGAAAUGUGUCCUGAACCAGGACCCCGCUCUGUGCUGUCCUAUGUGUGCUUGCAUCGUGGACCCUGAGCACCACAAAGACUUACUACUCUGCCACACGUGUAAGAGAUGGCUACACCUGGAGUGCGAGCGUCAGAACUCAGGCCAAGCAGAAAUCCACCCCAGAGAGGACUAUGUUUGUUCCAACUGCAGGUCUCCUGCUGCAGAGCAGGCGCUACAGGCAGAGGAUAUGGACACGGGCCCAGAGCUCAGCCCUCAGCCAGCCUCCAUGCACACAAACUCUGAGACUGGCCUACAGCUGGCGCAAAAGCACACAGACCUAGAACCUGGCACUCAGCUGCCUCCUGAAAUGCACAAUGACCCAAAACCGGAAUUACUUGCUGUUCCAUUGCACUCGGAUCCAGAGCCUGUUCAGGCUACCGUCCAGGAGGAGAAGCUAGCCACGUCAGACCAGAAGCCUGAAGCAGAGAUGGCAGACGGUGUCGAGAGGCAGGUUACUGAGCCUUCUGUCAACAACAGUCCGGCAGAAUUCAAACCAGAAACAAAACCAGCAGUAGGGGCCGAGCUCGCACCCACGGAGAGUCCUGCGUCUUCAGUAACUCCGAGCCAGGACGCCUGCCCUGCCCACCACUCUACGGAGGCACUACAGACACAGGAUACCACAUUACAAAUCAAACCAGCAAAUACUGAGACCUGCCCCGCGCAGGGCACGGUCAACCCCAGCACAAAGGAUUUAAAGGCCAUCAUCUCAACCACCAAAGAACCAAGUACUGCAUCAGUACCAUUCACGGACCAACCGAUGGAAGUCUCACUAACCCAGCCUUCAAGUACGGAUGUAGUCGGGCCUUCUUUCCUGGAAACUGCUCCGAAAGAACUCGUUGAGGAGAGGAAGGAGGGUAUUUUUCACAGGAACCUGGCGGAGACUGUUACACCCUCAGCUUCUAGUACAUCAGAGGAGAUGGACACUACACUGGAGAGCCAACCUAAUCUGUCGCUCCUCAGCUCGUCUUCAGAGGAGAAGCCCGUCAAAACGUCUGUAGAAAGAUUAGCCGAAAUGGUUUGCUCUCCGUCACACUUGUCCCCCGUAGCCCGAGGGACGUCCCCCAGAGAACUACCCCAGACUCACAUGCUACCUUCGCUGAGCGACCACAGCGGCGUAAUGCCAACUACCACCCUCAUACCAUUCACCCCAAAGAUAGGAAUGGGAAAGCCGGCCAUCACGAAGAGGAAAUUUUCUCCUGGGAGGCCGCGGGUGAAACAGGGUGCAUGGAGCCCCCAUAGCAGUGUGAGCUCACCCUUGUCCUGGUCACCAGACCAGCCAGAGGGGUGGGACGUCCCAAAGACCAGGCAGUCCUCUGGCAGCCCCGGCUGGAGCAUCAGAGUGGGUCGAGGCUCUGGCUUCCCUGGGAGAAGGAGGCCCAGAGGCGCUGGUCUGUCAGGUAGAGCUGGACGCGGCAGAGCCAGAGGGAAGAACGAAGUGAGUCCCAGCAUCCACCCUGGGGUCACCACGAUAGAAACCCCGUACCCAGUGAAGGAGGAGGAGGAGAAUGCAAUGCACAACACAGUGGUCAUAUUCUCCAGCAACGACAGUUUCACGCUGAAACAGGACAUGUGUGUGGUGUGUGGGAGUUUUGGUCUCGGUGCAGAGGGACGUCUUUUGGCCUGCGCCCAGUGCGGCCAGUGCUACCAUCCGUUCUGCGUCGGCAUUAAGAUCACCAAGGUGGUGCUAAGUAAAGGCUGGCGCUGCCUGGAGUGUACGGUGUGCGAGGCCUGUGGUCAGGCCACGGAUCCUGGCCGUUUACUGCUGUGCGAUGACUGUGACAUCAGCUAUCACACAUACUGCCUGGACCCUCCGCUUCAGAAUGUACCCAAGGACAGCUGGAAGUGCAAGUGGUGUGUGUCCUGUACACAGUGUGGUGCCACCACCCCGGGCCUAAGGUGUGAGUGGCAGAAUAAUUACACCCAGUGUGCCCCCUGUGCCAGCCUUGUGACAUGCCCGGUCUGCCUGGUGGACUACAGCGAAGGCACCGUCAUCGUGCAGUGUCGCCAGUGUGACAGAUGGUUUCACGCUUCCUGUCAGAGUCUCCACUCGGAGGAAGACGUGGAAAAAGCUGCAGAGAGCAGCUUCGACUGCACGAUGUGCCGAACUUUCAAGACCACUAAAGUUGUGACGAAGACCAGAGACAUCACUGAGCCACUAGUCAUGACGCAGGUUGUCACAAAGGCUAGAGAUAUUGAUCUUUCUAGGACCUACACGCAGGACGGUGUUUGUUUGACAGAGUCGGGACUUUGCCAGCUCCAGAGUUUGUCUGCCACAGCGUCGCGGCGAAGGAAACCCAAGCCAAAACUGAAGCUGAAGAUCAUAAACCAGAACAGUGUGGCGGUGCUUCAGGCCCCGGUGGACCCCAUCUCCGAACACUCCCGCGAUGAAGACAUCGAGGACAAUAGAGAGGCGGAGCUCCUAGAUUGCGAGGCGAAGUCUGACUCGAGCCUGGAGCGAGAGCCAGCAGAAGACGACGCCAAGGGGGCCGACGGCGGCAAGAAGAGGAAGAGGAAACCGUACCGGCCGGGCAUUGGUGGGUUCAUGGUGCGCCAAAGGAGCCGUCCAGGCCAAGGUCCAGGCAAGGCAAAACGAUCUCUCUGCAGAAAGGAUUCUUCUGGCUCCGUGUCAGAAAACCCUUUCGGAAAAGAUGAAGUAGCAGGUUGGACAGAGGCUCUGCCAGAUACUCCCGUGGAUGAGGUGCCAGCUGGACCGGAAGUGCCAGAAAAAAUAAAGAAACGCUAUCGAAAGAAGAAGACCAAACUGGAGGAAGCUUUUCCCACCUACCUGCAGGAGGCUUUCUUUGGAAAGGACCUGCUGGACAAAAGCAAGCAGAGCAGACAGCAGGGAGGGGAGUCGGGCCUGCUGGAGGACGGGCAAAGCCAAGUCGAGAGGAAGCACUCGGCCACCAGCUUCCUGGACCCCUCGUCGGACCCUCUUCUCAGCGCCUCGACGGCAUCCCAUCCCGCCAGAUCAGCAGCAGCACAGACGUCCGAGGAACCAUUAGUUGAUCUAUCUGAUGUUUUGAACACUGACGCAGACAUCUUGGGAAUGCUCGGAAAGCCAAGCAGUGACUCUGGUCUUGAUUUUUGCCCCUUCCAGGUUGACAGCUCACCUCCUCCUUUUGCUGGUCUGGACAUUGGGCCCCUGGCAGACAGUUCCCCAGUGGCGCCCCAUUCUCAGGCUGGCCGGAGGACACCUCGAACCCUUCCAGAGGAACCCCUGGACGGCAUACUCAGCCCAGAGCUUGACAAGAUGGUCACUGACGAAUCCAUUCUCAGCAAACUUUAUAAAAUUCCAGAGCUGGAGGGCAAAGAUGUGGAGGAUCUCUUCACAGCAGUCCUCAGCCCAAGCACGAGCCAACCACCUCCACCACAGGUGCCUCACCCCCAUGGUCCAGGGUCCCUUCCUGCCACACCUGGCACUAGUAUGCCUCACCCCAAUGCAGGGAAUCCCAUGUUUCCAAGGAUGCCAAUGAUCAAUGGUAUGAUGGGACCAAACCAACGUUUCCCUACAAAUCCUGGAGCAGGGCCCUGCAUCCCUGAAAAUUUCUCCCCCCUUAACCGUAUGCCUUUCACUGACAAUCCAAGGGACAGAAAAUUUAAUCAGAUGACGAGAGAGGCAGUUGGUCCAUGGCCCUCCCCUGCCCAUGGCCCUGGCCCUACACCCCCUGGAUCUUUGCCCGAAGGGGAGACUGAAGCCAUGUCAAAUGCCCAAAGGAGUACACUUAAGUGGGAGAAGGAAGAGACUCUUGGAGAGCUAGCUACUGUCGCACCAGUCCUGUAUACCAAUAUCAAUUUCCCCAACCUCAAAGAAGAGUACACAGACUGGUCUACAAGAGUAAAGCAAAUUGCAAAACUUUGGAGGAAAGCUAGUUCACAAGACAGGGCCCCAUAUGUGCAAAAGGCAAGAGAUAACCGAGCAGCCCUGCGUAUCAACAAAGUCCAGAUGUCGAAUGAGACGGUGAAGAGGCACCAUCCACAGCAACAGCCCCCUGAGGUGUUUGAUCCCAACAUACCACUAGACACAGAACUCCUGUUUAAAGACCCUUUGAAACCAAAAGAGUCAGAGCAUGAACAAGAGUGGAAGUUUAGACAGCAAAUGAGACAAAAAAGCAAACAGCAAGCCAAGAUCGAAGCCACUCAGAAAUUGGAGCAAGUUAAAAAUGAGCAACUCCAGCAGCAGCAACAGCAACAACAGCAGACUAGCCAGUCAGAUGGUGAUGGCAACAACAGUGGAAACCAGAGCCCAGCCUCCCAGCCCAGUAAUGGUAGCAUGUCCCCCAUGCAGCAGCUCAACCCUAAAGAAAGCUUUGCCAGGCCGCAGCUACCAGGGACGCCCAAUUCAGGGCCUCCAGAGGACGUGUUCUUGCGACCCCCUCCUCCCCCUCCAUCUGGUCCUUCGUCUCAACCCCAGUCUCCACAGGUAUUCUCACCAGGAUCCUCUGGUUCCAGACCUUCUUCUCCAUGGGACCCAUAUGCCAAGAUGGUUGGAACCCCAAGACCACCAACUCUUGGACCAAAUGCAUGUCGCAGAAUGCCUAUGGAAUCGGGUAAAUCCCCCACGUCCUUAAUGGAGCAGCAGGACAGGGGGAGGCCUUCUCCUGCUCAUGAAUCUUUUGGCUCCCCAACAUCGAUGAGCAGUGACCCUUAUGCCAAACCACCUGACACCCCAAGGCCAACCGGGGAAAUGGACCCUUUUCUGAGGCCCAUGGGUCCCCCCAGAGGUAGUCCAGCUGCUCAAGGUAGACCCCCAAUGGGUUCUCCAGGCAGAGACCCGUACUCAAGACCCAUGAUAAGGAAUGAUGCCUAUCAGCGCAUGGCUCAGAACAGGAUGAUCUUGUCUGACCCUUACUCCAGGCCUCUGCUAACACCAAUCCCUGGAAGUAAUGAGUCUGGCUCAGUCCCUCUGUUUAAAACACCUAUGCCCCCUCCACAGGCUCAGGAUCCCUUCAGCCGACCAGGUCCACAUCCCAGUGAUAGAUUCUCCCACAAUCUACAGAAUGACCCUUACGCACAGCCCCCACAUACCCCAAGACCAUCAGGGAAUGACAGUUUCACCAGUCCUCCCAGAAUGGGCCAGCAUCACCCUCAGGGGCACUCGUUUGCUCAGCCAGGACCAAUGACUCAAAUGUCCAGAAAUCCUUAUGCACACGCACCUUCCACACCCAGGCCUGACCACUUCACAUAUGAUCCCUUUGCCCAGCCUUCUGGUCCCAACAAGCCACCUGUAGACCCUUUUUCUCAGCCUACAGGUAACCAGCGAUCCAUCAACGAACCUGGUGCUCAACCUCGACCAUUUUUUGAACCAUAUGCUCGACCUCCUGGCACACCACGUCCACAUGACAACUAUGGUCAGCCAUCAAACACCUCUAGCCCAUCCAAGGACCCUUACUCACAGGCCCCGUCUACUCCUCGCCCCAGUGGGAUGAACCAGUACUCUCAUCCAUCCCACCCAGGACAGAGGAUGUCACCUUCCCACUCAAUGGACCCUUAUGCUCAGCCACCAGGUACUCCACGGCCCUCAGUGGGAGAAAGAUUUUCUAAGUCACCGGGUAGCCAGAGAGGGCCAGUGGAGCCUUUUACUAGUACACCUGGGCCAUCAAGGCCAGGAAGUGCUGACAUGUUUUCCCAGCCUGGAGCACCCAGACCUAUGCUUAAUGACCCGUAUGCCCAGCCGCCAGGGACCCCAAGGCCUGGUCCUGAUUUGCUUGGCAGACAGGGGCCACGGCCAGGACCAAUGGGAAGCCAGGAUCCUUUCUCACCACCUCAAGGCAGGCUUCAAGAACCCUUCCCUCAUCCAGACUCUCAACAGCCAAAAGUCCCUAGUGUGUCAGAAGAUGGAUUUACUCAGUCCCCCUCAAGGAGACCCAGUCAAACACCUAGCCAUGACCCAUUUGAACAAGCUCCCAUGACCCCUCGUCCACAAUCAACAGAGAAAUUGGAUAUGAAAGAUCAAUCAGUUGGGGGUAACAAUGGAACUGGCCCUCAAGACCCGACCCAGCUGUCAAACAACCUACAGAUGCCUGGUGCAUCCUCUGAGACUCAAGGCGUUGCACUUGCUGAAAGCGAGGAAAGACUCAGACAGCGACAACGAAUAAGGGAACUAAUCCUGAAGCAGCAACAACAGAGGAGUGCCAUUCGACAAGAGAGGGGCCCUCAGGAGCCUGCAGGCAACAUGACCCCAGGAACACCACGGCCCUGGCCCAAUGAGGGCCCUGGUCAACAGGAAAUGUUCAACCGGCCUCCUCCACCUUAUCCUGGACAAGGACCCAUGAGAGGACCAAUGAGGUUUCCAGGACCUUUACCAGGGGAUCAGCGUGUCGCUUUCCCUAAUGAAGGACAAAUCCUCCGGGGCCCACAUCCUGGAGAUCCUAAUUUGAGGCAUCAAGGACCAAGGUUCGCCUUUCCACCUGGGGUUUUGGGACCUCAUGGAAACCAAGAGUUUUUUCCACGGGGGCAACACCCAAUGCAGGAUGUCCCUCAUCAACUUAGACGGUCCAUGUCCGCUGAAAUGGCAAAAAGUAUGGGAGGAAAUCCAAUGGGGCUGCCCCAACACUUCCCACCACGCAAUAUGCAAGUGCAACAGCACAAUAUAAUGGGCCAGCCUUUCAUUGAGUUGCGACACAGAGCAGCAGAAAAUAGGCCACGCAUACCAUUUCCCCCUGGUGCCAUGCAGGGAAGCCACAUGGAUCCCAACUUGCAGGGUCAAAGACUAGCAGGUUUUCCAGGACCACAUGAUUCCAGGUUCGCUUUAAAUCAGGGACUCGGAAUGGUAGAACCUAUGGGGAAUCAGCCGGGCCACUUACAGCUCUCGGCCAGCAUGGAUAAUCUUCAUCAGCAAAGCCAGAUGCCAGGAAAUAACGCUCUCAAACAAUCUCCACUGAUGAGAUCUAUGAGCCAGCCUGCUUCAAAUGAGACCCAAAACAUGGCAGCAUCCAUUAUCCUAUCUGCACCCCCUGCUGUUCAGACGGAGACUGUGGCCAACAGUGAAAGUGUGGAGGAAAAGCUGGAUGCAGAAGAAUCUGCAGUCAAGGAUCUAGAGGAUGUGGAAGUGAAAGACCUGGUAGAUGCUGACUUGGAAAACCUUAAUUUGGACCCUGAAGAUGGCAAAGACCUAGAUCUAGAGACCAAUGAUUUGCACCUUGACGACUUUCUAACAUCUGGGAAAUUUGACAUCAUCGCUUACACAGACCCUGAUCUAGACGAUAUCAAGAAAGACAUGUUUAAUGAGGAACUGGAUCUCAGCGAUCCAAUGGAUGAUAAUAAUGACAUGGCAGACACCAAUAAAAAUACAAACGCUGGUAGUGAAGCUUCAUCCAGUUCAACAUCUGGACUGGCAAAGUCAGAGGCUACAAGUGAGCAGUGUACAGAUGAAGUCAAGUUGGAAGUCCCCGGCAAUCAAGACUCUGCUUCUUUGGCACUUGGGCAGGAAAUUAAAACGGAGGUCAAAGACUGCCCGAAGCCUCCCGAAGUGGCAGACCAGCAAGCUCCUGGAAACACCUUAAUCUCGAACCAGCAGGGAGUUCUCCCUGACUCCACCCCAGUCCUGUCUAGUUUACUAAUUAAACAGCAACCUGAAGAGCAGUCAUUAAAUCCAAUAAUUGAAUCUGUCAGUCAAGGAGGUAACCUCAUGGCCCAGCAGAACCAAGUCACUGAUACUCAGCAUACCUCUGGACUUGCAAUGAGUCAAACAAUAUCUGACACCACGACUGCAGGAGAUGUUUCUAUGACUGGAUUUGGGGCAGACCAUCAGGUGGGGGUGAACCCUGGAGUGGAUCAGAGUGGUCUGAGCCAGGCCCAGCAGGCAGCAUUGAACCAGGCAAUGGGUCAGCAUGGCCAACAUCGUCCUCUUCUGCUGGAGGAGCAGCCACUUCUAUUGCAGGACCUCCUAGACCAGGAGAGGCAAGAACAACAGCAGCAGAGGCAGAUGCAGGCUAUGAUAAGACAGCGCUCCAGUGACUCCUUCUUCCCCAACAUAGAUUUUGAUGCCAUCACUGACCCCAUCAUGAAAGCUAAAAUGGUUGCCCUAAAAGGCAUCAACAAAGUCAUGGUUCAGAACAACAUGGGGAUGCCUCCAAUGGUCAUGAACAGAUUUCCUUCUGCCCCUGUACCACCUUGUCCUGAAAGCACACCCCUUCCUCCACAAGUUCUUGGACAGGAUGGCAAACUGACACAAGUAGCGCGGCCGAAUCCCCCCAACUUCGGACCAGGAUUUGUCAACAAUGCUCAGAGGGCUCAGUAUGAGGAGUGGCUCCAGGAGACUCAGCAACUACUUCAAAUGCAGCAGAAGUUUCUGGAAGAGAAGAUCGGGGCUCACAGGAGGUCUAAGAAAGCUCUAUCUGCCAAGCAGAGAACAGCUAAGAAGGCAGGGAGAGAGUUCCCAGAGGAGGAUGCUGAGCAGCUCAAACUUGUCACAGAGCAGCAGGGUGUAGUGCAGAAACAACUGGAGCAGAUCCGCAAGCAGCAGAAGGAACAUGCUGAACUUAUUGAGGAGUACCGGGUGAAACAGCAGCAAAACAAUUUGACUCCGAUGAUGCCUGCAAUGCACCCUUUACCAGGACCUGCUGGCAUGAUGCCCAGUGGGCCACCAAUCGUCCAGCCUCCCAUGAACCCCAUGAUGCAGAUGCCGCUUCAUCCCGGCCAACCAAACGCACCCCCUCGUAUGCCCAACCCUCCGCCUGGCUGGCAUUCCGGUGCUCCUAUGCCCAUGGGUGGACCAGGAAUGCCUCCUGUAAUACCCCCUCAGGUGCCUGUGGGAAAUCCAGCCCAGCCCCUUCAGAUGCCAAUGGUUAAUGUACCUCAGCACGCACAAAUGCCUGUGGAUCCUCAGGCACCACCCGCUCCACCAGGUGGCGUAAAACCCAUGCAGGCAGGCGGUGUGAAGUUUGACGACAACAACCCAUUCAGCGAAGGCUUCCAGGAGCGUGAGAGGAGGGAGAGGCUUAGAGAGCAGCAGGAAAGACAGCGGGUGCAGCUCAUGCAGGAAGUUGAACGUCAAAGAGCGCUGAAACAUCGUAUGGAGCUGGAGCAGCAAGGGAUGAUGGGGCCAGAUGGGAACAUGGCGCCGCUCUCCCAAAUGCCAUUUUUUAACGCAGAGCUGCCACAGGACUUUAUGCAGCCUCAGAGACCCCCUCUGCAACAACAGCAGCAACUUGGACCAAUGUUCCCCCAGCAGCAAGGCAUGCAGCCAGGUAUGAGCUCACCACCUGGAACAUUUAUGCAAGGCGACAGGAGAGCGAUGAUGGGAAAUGGGAUGAUGCCACCAGACAUGGGGCCGGGUAUGGGGCCUGAUAACGUCGCCCUGCAAGGACCCAACUUUCCUCACGGCCAUCCAAGGCCUCGCCAGUUCAGCGGGUCAGGAAUGAUGCUUCACAUGCCAGGUGAAGGUCCACCGUUUGGUGGUGACUCGUCUACACCUCUGCCAUCCAACUUUCCAGGCGCGGGGCAGUCUCUCAUUCAACUCUACUCCAACAUCAUCCCGGACGAAAAAGGGAAAAAGAAACGGAACCGCAAAAAGAAGAAAGAUGACGACGCAGAUUCUGUCAAGACACCUUCAACUCCGCACUCCGACCUCACAGCCCCUCUCACACCGUGUGUCUCGGACACUUCCUCGACUCCCACCAGAAACACCCACGUCUUUGGAGACCAGGACUUGUCAAGGUCCCCUUUACUGGGAUCUUCCACCCCCAGUCACUCAGAGCUCGAGAGGCAGCUUUCUGGAGGACAGUCCGGGCAACAUAGUCUAUCAUCAGACGCAUCGAGGAGCCAGGCUCAGGAGCACGAUAGGAUCCUCAGCAACAUCAAGCUGGAGCAGACCGACGCCAGUGAGUGUCAUGGGCCUAUUGGCUCAGAGAUCAGCUCCGUGAAAGAAGAGGGUAACAAAGGGGGUGCAUCCCCGUUCCCUGCUGGGCAAAGUCCAAACAAAGGGGAGGCAGGCAAUGAACUACUGAAACACCUUCUGAAGAACAAGAGCACGCCUCCACCGGGAUUGUCCCAGCAGAGGUCAGAAGAAAGCCUGCGCUCGGAGGAGGAGGAGACCACAGACUGCAAAAGCCUUUUGAGACAAAGCUCCAUAGACAGCAAUGGGGCCUAUUCAGAUGGCACCCCUGACUUUCCUGGACCUCUGCUCCCUGAACAGGAGAAGAAGAAAGGGAGGAACAAGAGGGCACCUAAAGGAGGGGAGAAACCUGCAUCUCGCUACAAGAAGAGGAAGAAGGAAGGAGACGAGAGGCAACUGAUGCACUCUGGCCCCGACACCGUAAUGACCCAGAUCAAACAGCAGCUCUCCCUGCUGCCCCUCAUGGAGCCACUGAUUGGUGUCAACUUUGCCCAUUUCGCUCCCUACGGCAGUGGCCAGCUCAACGGAGAGAACCUUUUGUCCGGUACUUUUGGCAGUGCCUCACUAGACGGCGUCUCUGAUUAUUACUCCCAGCUGGCGUACAAGCAGAGUAACUUGAGCAAUCCACCGACACCGCCGGCGUCUCUUCCACCGACCCCACCACCUGUGAACCGGCAGAAAAUGAUCAACGGGUUUGCCACGACAGAAGAGCUAGCGAGCAAAGCUGCCGCCAUGGUGUCCAAAGGCCUUGUCCCAAAGCCGCUACAUGUCCCAUUUAGGACCGAGGAGGAUCUGCUAGCCCGGGCCAUCGCUCAGGGUCCCAAAACUGUGGAUGUUCCAGCUUCGCUCCCCACCCCUCCUCACAACAACCAGGAAGAGCUCAGUAAUAGAGGACAGGAGCCCGGCAAGGACAGGGACACGCCUGACAGCUUCGUUCCAUCCUCAUCUCCUGAGAGCGUGGUUGGCAUGGAGAUCAGUCGCUACCCAGACCUGUCUCUGGUGAAGGAAGAGCCGCUGUCCCCCUGCCUGUCACCCGUCCUCCCCAUGCUUCCUGCACCUGAUGGGAAAGGGACGCGGAUCAAACUGCAGGAUAUCAAGACCGAGCCGUCUCCGAUGAUCUUUGGCUCCCCCUUCGGCCCCGUUUCGAACGAUUCCAAACAAGGGCUGGUGUCUGUAGCCAUCACGCUAAGACCAGAUGCGAACAUCACGGGCGUCGUGGCAGCCAUUUCGGACCUGCUGUGCGUGAAGAUCCCCAGCAGCUAUGAAAUCGGCAACGGAGGACCCCUGUCUAUGCUCGGCGGUCCAAGAAUGGGCCCCCACGGCAUGGAGCCGCGGCCCCCCAUGCUCUUCCACGAGCACGGUGACAACGGAGGCUUUCACGGCAGGCCCGGACAGAUGAUUAGGCCCGGUGGAUUACAUGGGAUGAUGCAACAGCAGCAGGCACAUCAUUUCCGUUUCCAUCCCAACAGCCCAGGCUCUGCUGCAGUACGAGGACCCGAUCAUAAGACCCCUGCCAGCCCUGGAUGUAAACCUCAGUGGUGCUGCCAUUGUAAGGUGGUGGUUCUGGGAAAUGGAGUGCAGAAAGCCAUCAAAGACCUCCCAGCACACAUGAAGCAGCUUGAAGGUCGUUUCAAAUCUGAAGAAGACCUCGUCUUCUGCAGCCACAGCUGCUUCCUUCUCUACUGUUCGUCGUCGUCAGCGCAGUCGAGGUCGAACGCGGAAGCUAAGGAAUCGGUGUCCCUUCUCCCAGCCUCCGAGCAAACAGAGAGCCUCUCUAAAACCCAGCACCAGUACAGCAACAACAUGUCCUCACUGGAUGUUCAUUGCCUGGCCCAGCUUCAGCCCAAGCAGUCUCCCCCCUCCACCCCUCCCAUCCCUUUCCCCAUGGCGGGUGAAACUCCCAAAAUGGAAGCCAAGUCCGAUGCUCUCAAAGUGACAGUGAAGCUUAAGGCCCGGCCGAGGCUCCACGACGGCUGGCACCAGGGAAAGAGGCAGAAAGGACUCCGGUGGAGGAAGUGGACUGUCCAGGUGGUGAUACCGAGAGGGAAUUCCCAGCUCCCGGACGAGGAUAAGAUCGACGAGCUCCUCAAGAAGCUCGGCGCCUCCCUGCGUCCCCCGGCUUUGCUCCGAGACCAGAGACGCUGCUGUUUCUGCCACCAGUUCGGAGACGGGAUCACCGACGGCCCCGCUAGGCUGCUCAAUCUGGACCUCGACGUGUGGGUGCAUCUGAACUGCGCCUUGUGGUCGACCGAGGUGUAUGAGACGCAGGCGGGCGCCCUCAUCAACGUGGAGCUCGCGCUGCGCCGCGGCCAAACCGUGCGCUGCGCCUACUGCCAGCAGACCGGAGCCACCAGCGGCUGCCAUCGCCUGCGCUGCACCAACGUGUAUCACUUCACCUGUGCCCUGCAGGCUCAGUGCACCUUCUUCAAGGACAAGACCAUGCUGUGCCACGCCCACAGACCCCGCGGGACAGCCGGGCAAGCGCUGGAGCACGAGCUGCGGUGCUUCGCCGUGUUCCGGCGGGUCUACGUCCAAAGAGACGAGGUGCGUCAGAUCGCCACCGCCGUGCAGCAGCCGGAACUAGGUUACACCUUCCGGGUGGGAAGCCUGGUGUUACACGCCAUGGGCCAACUAACCCCCCUGCAAAUGGCAGCCUUCCACUCCUCAACCGCCAUCUUUCCAGUCGGCUACGAGGCCUGCCGCAUUUACUGGAGCAUGCGCCACGGCAACCGCCGCUGCCGCUACAUCUGUUCUGUUGAAGACAGAGAGGGCUUUCCGGAGUUCACCAUCAGAGUCAUUGAACAGGGCUACGAAGACCUGGUCCUGACUGACGCCUCUGCUAAAGGAGUGUGGGAUAAGGUCCUGGGUCCCGUUGCCGAGAAAAGAACAGAAUCGGGCACUCUGAAGCUGUUCCCCGUUUACCUGAAAGGAGAGGAUCUGUUCGGGCUCACAGUCCCCGCAGUCACCAAGAUCACUGAAUCGCUCCCGGGGGUGGAGGCUUGUGACAGGUACUCGUUCCGUUACGGACGCAACCCUCUCGUGGAGCUGCCUCUCGUGUUCAAUCCAGCCGGCUGCGCCCGCGCCCAGCCGAGAACGAGCUCUCCCUACGCCUCCCUGGUGAUAAGGCCCCAGCCACAGGCCGUAUCCAGCAGCAGUGCCAGGUCUAACCAGAAUGUGGCUCAAGGAGAAGGUGGCGCUCCGCAUAACAAGCCUCCAGUAGUGCACCCCAGGUCCUCCCAGUACCGCUGGAUGAAGAGUGAGUGGAGAGCCAACGUCUACCUGGCCCGCUCCCGCAUCCAGGGCCUGGGGCUGUUUGCUGCCAGAGACAUCGAAAAACAAACUAUGGUGAUUGAGUACAAUGGAACCAUCCUCCGAAACGAGGUUGCCAUCAGAAAGGAAAAGAUCUACCGGUCUCAGAACCGAGCGGUGUUCAUGUUCCGCAUCGACAGCGAACAUGUUGUUGAUGCCACCCGUAACGGAGGGCUUGCAAGAUAUAUCAAUCACUCUUGCGCCCCUAACUGUGUUGCUGAGGUGGUGACAUUUGAAAGGGGUUACAAAAUCAUCAUCAGCUGCGUUCGCCGGAUCGAUAAAGGAGAGGAGCUGUGUUUCGACUACCAGUUUGACACUGCUGAGGGCCAGCACAAGAUCACUUGCCACUGCGGUGCUCCUGAAUGCAGGAAGUGGAUUAACUGAACAAAACGACAAACCCGAAUGCAUUCCUUGCUAUCGUUUGUGCGGAUGCUGCGGCCUCUGCACGGGGGGGGGGAAUAAAAAGAGACUUCACACUAAAGUCAUUUCAUGAAUGAGCAGAAGGCCUGAACCCUUGGAGAAACGUAGACGUUGGUUCAUCAAGUUCAUGGAGUUAAAACGGUUGGCGGGAGAGAAAUGUGACACAGUAGCAGGACGUGACUCGUGCCAUAUGUGAGGGGGCUCUGUUGUAUGCGACGCCUCUGUCUGUCUGUAUGUAUCUGCGUGUUGGGCGUACAUGGGGGUGCGGAAUCCACCAGCGAAUGAGAAAGCACUGUGCAGGGUGCGGCCUUAUAGCUUACUAAGGGCAGGCCCUUUUGUUUCAUACUGUUAAUGUAUACCGUAUGACUAAAUGUAGACAUCACUGAAUGAGGAAUGUACAGCAACGAAUACCGCGAAGGGAAUAUUAACUUGCACUAAAAAAAAAAAGAAAAGAAACAAAAAAACACACACACACAUACACACACACACCCACACAAAAACUUUUAAAUACUUGAUUCCAUGAGUCAGUUUUAUCAUAGGUCUCUGUCAUGUGAUUUGUGUGGAAUUCGAGAGGUUUUGUAUUUAUUACUGAGUGAAUGAAUUUUAUUCUCAAAAUGAUGAGAUUGAGUUAAAGAAGGCUAGAUUGCUAUUGUUUUUGAAGACUGAAGAAGACUUGCUGUUACUUUUGUAAAAAAUGUACAUAAAGAAAACUAUAGGAAUAACCGACCAAAUACUACCUUAACCUUCUUGAUGUUUGGGUGUUUUUAAAUUGUUUUUUUUUUCUUUUUUUUUUUCUUUUUUUGUUCUGUUUGUCAUUGAAAUUUAUUUAAGAUGGACGUUAUUUCAGUUUGAGAGUAUAUAUUAUGAUUAUUCUGUACAGAAUUUGUAAUAUAACCACAAUAAUUCACAAAGUAUUUUUGUUGUAUUAAAAGUAAGGUAUUGUAGCGUAGUGUUUUGUGACUUACACAUACUUUGACCACUCAAAAAAAGAAAUAUUUUUGUUGACUAACGAGUUAUCAGUUACAGAAUCACGACGAAGAAGAAGAAGAAAAAAAAAAGACUUCAAAUAGUAAGAGAUCAUUGUGAUCUGUUUGCUGUUGAUCAGGUUUGAUUUUAAAGAACUGUGAAUUAGGUUUUAAAACCCAAAAACAACUUUUUAACUUUUUAUCGCAAAUAGAAACGGCAACGUGUAUUUACAUGUUUUUACUUUAAAAAUGGGGUGCGGACGUCUAAUGAUGUUGUGACUCUGAUGAACCAGUGUGUGACGGAAAGAAUCAUAUGGGGGGAGCUGUAGGUUUUUUUUUUUGUUUGUUUGUUUGUUUUUUUGGACAGAAAUGGCAUUCUACUUAAUCAAAAAUAUUUCUUAUACUGACACUUCACAAGUCACAUGCUUAGGAGCAGAAGAGUUUUUGCGUGCACAAUUUCAAGUCGACUGUAAAAUUUUGGAGACAGUCUUAGAACUUGUAAUGUAUAUGGCAUGUAUUUUUUUAACUUUCCGAAGACUCAAUUGUAUAUAUUUUCUCAAUGAAUGGUUGUAACAAAAUUGUUUCUUGGAUAUUUUUCUUCUCUUGUAUGUAUGAUAUUACAUCAUCCUGCCAGCGUGUUUGUGCUACAUUUCUUGGUCGUGUAAAGUAGUCAGAAAUUGUUUUUCUUUCUUUUCUUUUCUUUUUUUUUUUUUUUGGAAAAUGCCUUUUGAAGUGUACAGAGUAUGAGGUUUGGAGUUUGUGGAAUUGAAUUUAGAAACAUUUACAAAAAAUAAACUAUUUUACAUGUUA
Mugil cephalus (flathead mullet) is the source of this 17485-nucleotide messenger RNA. It is a transcript of the gene kmt2cb, whose product is annotated as lysine (K)-specific methyltransferase 2Cb. Gene Ontology annotation, molecular function: histone H3K4 methyltransferase activity; transcription coactivator activity; histone binding. Gene Ontology annotation, biological process: positive regulation of transcription by RNA polymerase II. The record is from RefSeq and is a predicted model, not a curated record. Bases 723 to 15674 code for a protein of 4983 amino acids. Gene Ontology annotation, cellular component: nucleus; MLL3/4 complex. NCBI's taxonomy places the organism in Eukaryota, Metazoa, Chordata, Actinopteri, Mugiliformes, Mugilidae. The transcript is spliced from 61 exons.